AGUCACUCCCACAGCCCAACAGCAGCUUCAGGAAGAAGCAGUGUUAAUCAGUAAAGCAGCUGUGUGAGUUUUAUUUCUAAGACCAUCCUCAGGCACGGAGCAGGAACCAGUUUUCCAUCCAGGCGGGGGAGAAACAAACACCGACAUGGAGGACAGGGGAUGUUCUCUCAACGAGUACUCCGUGCAGCGGCAGGUUCUGGAUGAGUUAAGUCUGGAUGAGGUGGCACAAAAAGGGAACUGGUCCACAAAGCCCACCUUCACUGAACGUCUGAGAGGCUCCAUGAGUUGCUCAGUGCCCCGUGCAAAGGAAGUCGUGUUGAGCUGGGUGCCUGUUCUUGGCUGGCUGCCUAAAUACCGCAUCAGAGAAAAUGCAGUCGGGGACCUGAUCUCGGGCUGCAGUGUGGGCAUCAUGCAUCUACCACAGGGCAUGGCAUAUGCUCUUCUGGCUUCUUUGCGCCCUGUGUUUGGCCUGUACACCUCACUUUACCCGGUGCUGGUCUACUUCAUCUUUGGGACUUCCAGACACGUCUCCAUUGGUACUUUUGCAGUGAUCAGCAUUAUGAUUGGGAGCGUGACGGAGCGGCUGGCUCCCGACAGUAACUUUCUAGUUAACGGUACAAAUGGGACAGGAAGUGUAAAUGUUGAUGAGCGGGAUGCUUACAGAGUACAGAUAGCCUCUUCCCUCACAGUCCUGGCUGGGUUGUUUCAGAUCCUGUUGGGAGUGGUGAGGUUUGGUUUCGUGGUCACCUACUUGUCUGAGCCUCUGGUCCGAGGCUACACCACAGCAUCAGCGUGCCACGUGUUAUGCUCCCAGCUCAAAUAUUUGUUUGGGGUAAAUCCAGUUCGCUUCUCCGGUCCUCUCUCACUCAUUUACACGGUGGUGGCAAUAUGCCGCUUGCUACCUCAGACGGUGGUACCGGAGCUGGUAGUGAGUCUGGUAGCGCUCGCUGUUCUCAUUGUGGUCAAAGAGCUUAAUGAGUGCUUCAAGCAGAAGCUUCCCCUGCCUAUUCCCAUAGAACUCAUAGUGAUCAUAGCAGCAACCAUCAUCACACAUUUUUGUGGCCUUUCUGCUAAAUACAAAAUUGAUGUUGUUGGUGAGAUCCCGAGUGGGCUUAAGGCCCCCCGAGCUCCAGACGUGACGCUGUUCUCCGCGGUGAUAAGCGACGCUUUUGCUGUGGCCAUCGUGGGCUACGCCAUCACUAUCUCUCUUGGUAAAACAUUUGCUCUCAAACAUGGCUACAAGGUGGAUAGCAACCAGGAGCUGGUUGCUCUCGGACUUAGCAACACUGUCGGCGGCUGUUUUCAGUGUUAUUCCGUGACUUGUUCAAUGUCGCGAAGCCUUGUUCAGGAGAGCACUGGGGGAAAAACACAAGUUGCAGGACUGAUUUCUUCCAUCAUCGUUCUGAUUACGGUGUUAAAAAUAGGAUCUCUCUUUGAAGCUCUCCCAAAGGCUGUUUUAUCCACAAUAGUGUUUGUGAACUUAAAAGGAAUGUUUAAGCAGUUCAUGGACGUGCCUAUGCUGUGGAAGACCAACAAGGUUGAUUUGCUUGUGUGGCUGGUAACAUUCACGAGCACUAUUCUACUUAACUUGGACCUGGGUUUGGCUGUCUCCAUUGGCUUUUCAAUGCUGACUGUUAUCUUCAGAACCCAGCUGCCACGCUAUUCAAUCUUGGGACAAGUGCCAGACACCAACCUAUAUCUGGACAUAGACACAUACAAAGAGGCUAAAGAGAUUCCAGGAAUUAAAAUCUUCCGUUCUUCCGCAACUAUCUACUACACCAAUGCUGAGAUGUACACGGAGGCCUUACAAGAGAAGAGUGGCAUUCAAAUUGGGAAGUUACUGGCCGCAAAGAAAAAACAUGAUUCAACACUGACGCAACAAGAACAACACACAGCCAAAAAUGAGCCAAAGCAACAGCAGAGGGUCAAUCAUCUACCCAAUGGCAUAUUCUCCUUGGAAGAGAAUAAAAUCUCUGCAGAACUGGAAGGACAGCAUUUUAAGCAUGGUGUAGCUUUGAAGCUGACAGAAUCUCCAGCUAAUGGGUUUACGAAAGGCCAAGUGAACUGGGCUUACCAAUCCGACACAAUGUCUGACUCGAAUUCCGACACGGGAUCCGAGCAUUACGAAGCUACUCGGGCUUCAAAAGACAGCGAUGACAAGAAGGGAUACGCCGACCCAGCCGGGCCUCACAGUAUUAUCUUGGACCUUUCAUCAACCAGCUUUGUGGAUACUGUUGCCGUGAAGACCUUGAAAAAUAUAUUCAUGGACUUAAGAGAAAUUGGUGUGGGAGUCUAUGUCACUGGUUGCCAAGCCUGUGUGGUGGAGCAGCUGGAAAGAGCAGGUUUCUUCUCAGAAUCCAUCCCGAAGAGCAGGCUGUUUGUCACUAUUCACGAUGCAGUGCUUCACAUCCUCAACAAAGUGGGACAGACAGACGUCACCCUUGAUGGUUCCUACAACACCAAAAUGUGACCACCAGGGGACAGCGUGUUCCUGCUCGUCAUCUUCCUCUACCCACUGCUCUUCUACUGAUGGCGUUCCAUUGCUCACUAUUGGUCCACAUUGUCUCCUCCCCCUAUAUAGGGAGAAAGUCCACCAGAUUAACAUGGCAGCACAAUUGCCAUGGAAAUGCAUGGAGCCGUUGCUCUGACAACAAGCUUUUUGUUAUAUGGUCUAAUGAGAUGAGCCAGCUUCUGUCACUGUAGAUCUCACACUCUCUGUGAGAAGAGGGGGUUGAGUGGGAGAAUUCAAUACUGGAGUAAUAGCGGCGUGUAUUUAUAGCCCGUGUGAGGCUAAAGAGUGAGCAGAACGUUACUUAGGUAACGAAGCUAAAAUGGCACUGACACUUCUGUCUCUCACAGGAGUCAAAUGUCCUCAUCAAACAACACAAAUAUUUGUUAUGAAUAUAGUCUGCUUGUAAUAUCUACAGGGUUCUAUUUUUUUUCGUUUUUUUUUUUUUUACUAACACCAACAUUGAACAGGCUUGAAUUACAUUUACAGUUUAACUGUAAGCGGUCAGGAACUACUCAGCAGGUUUGUGUUUAUAGUCAGUAUCCUGCUGACAUCUUGAGCUUCUAUUUCAACGACCCAGCUUCAUGUUGGCACCUUCACAUGACAAUGUUUGAACAGUAUGUGCAAACCCUGUUUAUAUAAAAUAUGGCACUUGAGGAAAAUAUUGGGUUUAACGCAAACCAAAUACUGUGCGUGACUUCUUUCUAAUGGCUGUUUAUUAAACCUCUGAUGAAUUAAACAUACCUUUAUAAUUUAA
Phyllopteryx taeniolatus (common seadragon) is the source of this 3266-nucleotide messenger RNA. Its product is annotated as solute carrier family 26 member 6-like. Gene Ontology annotation, cellular component: membrane. NCBI's taxonomy places the organism in Eukaryota, Metazoa, Chordata, Actinopteri, Syngnathiformes, Syngnathidae. Gene Ontology annotation, molecular function: secondary active sulfate transmembrane transporter activity; oxalate transmembrane transporter activity; bicarbonate transmembrane transporter activity. The transcript is spliced from 19 exons. The record is from RefSeq and is a predicted model, not a curated record. Gene Ontology annotation, biological process: transmembrane transport. The coding region runs from base 146 to 2470 and encodes 774 amino acids.